Molecule: messenger RNA, 2493 nt
Organism: Syngnathoides biaculeatus (alligator pipefish)
Lineage: Eukaryota; Metazoa; Chordata; Actinopteri; Syngnathiformes; Syngnathidae
Product: myeloid-associated differentiation marker-like
Exons: 1
Coding region: 99-950 (283 amino acids)
Cellular component (GO): membrane
Source: RefSeq, a predicted model, not a curated record
AAGGAUUUCUUCAACUGGAGCUCUUUUGGGUGGGCAUUCCGGAGCAAAGACGGGGAAGAGGUGGAGGCGAAAUCCGAGAGAGAGGAGCAGGAGCAGCAAUGAUCCACGUCGACGUUCACUGUCUCACCCAGCCGGUGAGCAUCGCCCGUUUGGCGGCCAUCGUCCUCACGUGUACGUGCUUCAGCCUGGUGGCAUCGGUGCAGUACAUCCCCUCUUCGUACUGGGCAUGGUGCAUGUUCACCUGGUGCUUCUGCUUCCUUUUCACCCUCUCAAUCGUCAUCCUGGAGGUCAGCACCUUGAGCAGCAAGAUGCCUUUCGCCUGGGACGACUUCACAACCGCCUUCGCCUUGCUGGCAAGCCUCAUGUGCCUGACGGCCUGCGCCAUCUACCCGACAUUUUUCGCCUGCAAUAUCUGCUACCGGCAGAUCGGCGCUUCUGUGGUGGCCGUCGUGUGUAGCGCGGUGUACGUUCUCGAGGUGAGCCUCACGCGGCGUCGGCCGAGCGGGCAGGUCCGUGGUUUCCUCGCCACCUGGCCCGGCAUCAUGAAGAUGCUGGAAGCUUUCUUCGCCUGUCUCAUCUUCACAUCUCUCGAGAAAAGUCAGUACAGCAGCACCCCCGAACUGCAGUGGUGUGUGGCCGUGUACUCUUUGUGCUUCAUCUUAGCCUUGGUGAUCAUCCUGCUCACGGUGGGUCAGGUGACCACUCUGCUCCCCUUCUUUGACAAGAUAGUGAUCGCCUACAACAUUUUAGCGGCGGUCUCGUACAUAACAGCCACGGUUAUCUGGCCACUUUAUAAUUUCCGGAACAAUCCGAGACCGCCACAAUGCGGCUACUUGUGUUCGUGGGAUAAAUUGGGGAUGGUCACUUUCAUGACACUUCUCAACUUGUGCGUUUACAGCGUGGACUCCGUCUACUCUAUAUGGCUCGUGUUUUGUCUCACCAGCGAGUGAAGCCGUCAUUAAAAACUGAAAAUGGGUGUUCUGUGUUUGACUCGUGUGCACACAACUUUUAUUUAAAUCAGGUUUUACAUCAUUCUCGGGUUGUAAUCACGUGAUAAAAAUGUGCCCUCAAUCGAAUUGCCGCCAUUUCUACAGACAAGCUGGGCGUUGCAGACGACAUCACCACGGCAACGUCCACAGAAACCAUGUGUAAGCGGCGAGCGGCAGACGUUUUCUGCCUACUUUAAUUGACUCAAUGAUGUCGCCAAAGCUAGAUAUGCACAGAAGAUCAAACUCUGUGAAGAUAUCGAUCCGUAUACUCUCCACGACGACGUACUUUCACAGAAUCUAAAAGACUUCCUCGAAACGACCUAGAAUUACAGACGUCCUUUUGCACCGUUUCCACGAUUUCCACAUCCGUAGAUGCGACAAAAAUCUGGCACGAUGAUUUACUCGAGUCGGAGCAACGAUCACGAUGGACAGCUGACUCCUUGUCUGCGACAAUGGCGGUCGAGUACCCGGAUGAUCAAGUGUGACGUCUCGUUUUUUUUUUUUUCCCCAUUCCCCGUGGAUUGAUUUGAGUUGCCGUUGUCGGAUACUUUGCAUGUUAAUGUGUGUUCAAAGAGCUGGAGUAGAAUUAAUGAUUAAAACUGUAUUACAGUUGUCAGCUGAGAAAUAUACACCUCAGAGAACUUUGGAUCCAUUCAUCUUACGCUUUUCACAUCACUUUACUGCCAUUAUUAACCACUUCAUUACGAUUAUGCGUGUGACGUUUUUUCCUCUACAAUCUAAAUUCCUCUAAAAUCUACAAUUUUCCCUUUCUGGUUUCAAGAACGCGGAACAGAAGCUAUGUACUGUACAGUGCGCAACAUAAAUACAUCCCAACACGCUAACAGAUUUAAGAAAGUGUAUGUAACUGUGUAUUUUUUAUUUUCCUUUUUUUAUUUUAGUAUUAUGUUUAUUUUAUUUUUCUGUGUUUUUGUUUCUUCAUUUUCUGUUUAUUCUAUUUUCUAUUCUGUUUUGUCAUGUUUUAAGUGUUGCUUAGUUAUGUUAAAAUAGAAAGUUUCUUUGUAACUUUCUUUUCCGUAAGGGGGAGAGUGUUAUGUGUGUGUAUUUUUAUUUUUUUUUUUUUAUUUUCCUCUCAUUCUUUUAUGUUAUCAUGAUGCGGUUCUUUUGUGAUGUGGAAUUGUGGAAUGUUCUGAGGUGCGCCCAUAUAAGAAAACUGAGAAGGACCGCCAGCAGAGCUUCUUACCACCACUCGUAGACAAGUACUAUUUAUAGCUCGGCUUAACUACUCGGUCUUUGAACUUCUAUUCUGUGUUUUAUUAUUUUUGUGUUGUGUGUGUGUGAUUAAAUUGUGUGAAACGCAAUACAACUGCUUUGUCAUAUUUUGCUGAUUUGAGCUUGGGGAUUUUAGUCUAAAUUCACACGUAAGAAAAGCCUUUCAGUAACCUUUACAGGAUUUGUCAACGCGCAGGUACAAAAACGGAAUUUACACAACUAACUCAUUUGCCAGAUUUAGCAAUGUUGAAAUAAAUUUAAACACGACUGAAAG